Beta vulgaris subsp. vulgaris (sugar beet) is the source of this 2145-nucleotide messenger RNA. RefSeq names its product probable protein S-acyltransferase 7. The transcript has 5 exons. Gene Ontology annotation, molecular function: protein-cysteine S-palmitoyltransferase activity. The record is from RefSeq and is a predicted model, not a curated record. Bases 477 to 1796 code for a protein of 439 amino acids. Gene Ontology annotation, biological process: protein targeting to membrane; peptidyl-L-cysteine S-palmitoylation. NCBI's taxonomy places the organism in Eukaryota, Viridiplantae, Streptophyta, Magnoliopsida, Caryophyllales, Amaranthaceae. Gene Ontology annotation, cellular component: Golgi apparatus; endoplasmic reticulum.
GGUGUUGAAAGAGGACCAGACCAAGUCACGUUAUGAAUGCAAAAUGGGGGUUUGAACAUCCUGUAAAGUUUCUCUUUUUUUCUCUCUCUUCAACAUCCCACCAUACUCCUUCACUCAUUCCUGCCAAAAAUUUCUGAAAACCAGGAAAAUUUUAAAAAAGAUUCUUCCUUUCUUCUUUUAUUAUGUGUGUUUGAUCAAAAAAAGCAAACUCUUGGAACUGGGAGCAGUACCCUGUACCCACCCACCUCCAUUAUCACUCUUGUUUUUCUGGUCAAAUUAACUGAUUUUUUUCUGUUGAUUUGAGCUAAUUUUUUGUGGGUCUUCAUGCUUUUACUGGUACCCUUAAAACACUAGAAAAAAGUUUCCCCCUUUUUUUUUUUAGGGAUUGAAAAGUUGUUGCAUUUUGGGUUUGAAUACUUUGAAAGGGUGGAGAAACCCCAAAAAAAAAGUAAAAAAAAGGUGGGUUUUAAAGAGAGAUGUACGUCGUGCCACCGCCUUCACAGAAGUCGGAUCCGGCAUCUGGGUCUUCUGAUUUAAGGGUUUACCAAACUUGGAAAGGCAGUAAUAAAUUUUUGCUUCAGGGGCAGCUAAUCUUUGGACCAGAUGUGAGAUCAUUGUUUUUGACCAUAUUCCUCAUUGCUGCUCCAAUUGCAGUUUUUUGUGUUUUUGUUGCUAGAAAGCUGAUGCAUGUUUACCCUCAUAAUUCGGGAAUAUCGAUCUUGGUAGUGGUGGUGGUGUUAACUGUCUAUGAUUUAGUCCUCUUGUUACUUACUUCCGGAAGAGAUCCUGGGAUAAUUCCCCGCAAUGCACACCCUCCAGAACCUGAAGGCUUUGAUGGCAGCACGGAAACGGGGGGUGGCCAAACGCCACAGCUGCGGUUGCCCCGCAUUAAAGAAGUGGAGGUCAAUGGCGUCCCAGUGAAAAUCAAAUAUUGUGAUACUUGCAUGCUCUACAGACCUCCACGAUGCUCACAUUGCUCUAUAUGCAAUAACUGUGUGGAAAGAUUUGAUCAUCACUGUCCGUGGGUUGGGCAAUGCAUUGGGCUGAGAAAUUACCGAUUCUUCUUCAUGUUCGUCUCCACAACUACGAUCUUGUGUAUAUAUGUGUUCUCAUUUUGCUGGAUCUACAUCAAGAGGAUCAUGGACGCAGAAGAUACCUCAAUAUGGAAGGCCAUGAUUAAGACUCCUGCCUCCAUGGUUCUUAUAAUUUAUACUUUCAUCGCAGUUUGGUUUGUUGGUGGUCUUACGGCCUUCCACUUGUAUCUGAUAAGUACAAAUCAGACAACAUACGAAAAUUUCAGAUACAGAUAUGAUCGACGUGCAAACCCGUAUAACAAGGGGGUAGUAGAGAACUUCAAGGAGAUAUUCUGCACCAGUAUUCCCCCAUCAAAGAACGACUUCCGGGCUGAGGUGCCUAGGGAGCCUCUUCCAUCAGCUCGACCCAUGGGUGCAGGAUUUGUCAGUCCAAGCAUGGGAAAGGGUACAGAUGACAUAGAGAUGGGACGAAAGGCAACAUGGGGUGGGGAGUUUGGGCCAGGACUUGAACCUGGUGAAGGUCAAGUAAGUGACAACGACAUACUAAAUAUCAAAGAUGGUAGAUUAGGUCAGUCAUCUCCAGACAUAAGGGGUCAUGUGGAUGAAAUUGGGGAGCGUGGUGGACUACACCCUAGACGUUCUAGCUGGGGAAGGCAAAGUGGGAACUGGGAAAUGUCACCCGAGGUUCUUGCAUUGGCGGCUCGAGUAGGUGGCAGCAACAAUACUGGGUUACCCUUACAGCAUGCGGAUGUGAAGCUGUGAAUUGUUAUGCAACUUUAGGGGGAAAAGUAAAGUUUUUUUUUUUUUUUUUUAAUAUCUUGGGUGUUCUAUUUUUCUGAGGGUGUGAAAUUUGGGUGGAGCCUGAUUUGGAGAACUUGGUCGUUCUAUCCAACUGCACGUUUAAGUUAUAUGUGAAUUCGUAGGAAGCAUGAGUCUGUUUCUUUUAGAGGUGUUGAUAUUCAGUUGUCAAAAUGUUAUAUUUUUUUUCUCAGCUUUGUGAUCCUUGUAUUGUAUUAUUUUCUUUUAUGUUUGUAUUCUUAGUUUCAAACAAUGUUCUCGUUCCUUCAAUCAAGUGAAGAAUGCAUGCCAAAGUGUUGGGAUUGCUGUCUUA